CUUCUUGGGACUGCUGCAUUCAAGCUUUUCUACUAAAGAAAGGGAACGCAGCAGGAGAAAAAUAUAUAGAUAUUACACUUAGAUCUUCAUUCAAGCAAUGAGUUGAUUGAUUACCUUUGGGGCAUCUUACGUUAAUAGGAGACUUGAGUAGCUGUCUUUACGUCUCCCUUCCUCUCUCUCUCUCUCUAUCUAUCUAUCUAUCUAUCUAUCUAUCUAUCUAUCUAUCUAUAUAUCUAUAAAUACACUUCUGUUGUUCAUAGGUUGGUGUUGAGUGGUGAAGUACUGAUGGGAAGCAGGAACUAUACACAGCAGCUGGGAUUAGGAAGUGGGAGAUCUGCUGGGUCCUCGAGGAGGGGAAAGAAGAACAAUAUGGAGAAGCCAAAACAGCCUCAAAGAGGCCUUGGUGUGGCUCAGUUGGAGAAGAUCAUAUUACAGAAUCAAAUGAUGGGAAGCUACCCUUCUCCAUUGGACUGUGAUCUCGAAAAGGUCGACAAUGGUCAAGUGCAAAUGGGAUGUCCACCAUCUCCCUCUUCGUCAUCGGUUGCCACCCCAUCAUCUUCACUGUUCGAUCUUCGCCCCAAUUCAGUGAUCUUAUGGGAAGAUCGAAUGGAUCGGUUUGUUCUCUUUCAGAUCGGCUUUGGAGACACCGCAGUGACGGACACCAGAUAUAGUGCGUAUCAUUCUUUCUUUCAUCGAGCAGUGAGACCGACUACAACACUGCCUCUCUUGGAGCCAAGCAUGGAGACCAGCAGUCAUCACGAUAAGCAAUGCAACUCCAUUGGUUCAAUCAGUCAGAACUCAUGCGAUUCCCAAGAACUCGAUUUAGAGCUUAAAUUAUGACUGUCGGUGAUUCAAGUGGUGCAAUGUUUGCAAUAGAUUGAUCGAUAGAUUGAUACAGGUGGUGGUUUAUGGGAUCGAUGCCCAAACUGUGUCAUUUCAGGUGAGGAAUACAUGUCAUUGUAAAUCUCAAGUAAUUAAAGAUAUUAAAGCGGUUGGGUCUUCAUGGAAAUGUUAUCUAGAAGAAAUGUAGUGUUUUGAAGAAAAUAUUUCGGAAAAAAUAGAUGAAUACAUUCGAGUAUAAAAUAGUUAUAUACAGCUCACAAAAUGGUGUAGUUCUCUUCCUGUCCUAUCCAAUUCCUGAAGUCUGUUUUGGAACCCUAAUUCUCAGUGUUGCAUGACUGCUGAACAAAUCAAACAAAUGUGUUGUUCACUAUAUAUUUGGAUGACAAUAAUAUUUUCAUUUCGAAGCUUUA
This is a messenger RNA of Musa acuminata AAA Group (dessert banana), 1253 nucleotides long. Its product is annotated as protein SPEAR1-like. Gene Ontology annotation, molecular function: DNA-binding transcription factor activity. The record is from RefSeq and is a predicted model, not a curated record. The transcript is spliced from 4 exons. Lineage: Eukaryota; Viridiplantae; Streptophyta; Magnoliopsida; Zingiberales; Musaceae. Bases 286 to 840 code for a protein of 184 amino acids.